GGACAGCACUCAAUAUCUGAGCACAUCAUGGCUAGAACUGCACUCCUGAUUCUGGCUGUCCUUGUUGGAUCCUGCACAACAUUUUCAGAUGCUGUUGAAGGUGAUGUCCCAAAAGAUGACCUUCCAAAAGAAAAAUCAGAAAAGACAGAAAUUUACAUGCCCUUCCUUUGCUCACCAUUAUCUCCCCACUUGUCUCCAUCUUCCUCAGUUCAUGCUCUGACACCUGCUGAUGUCUCCAGUGUUUACACCUUGGGAAUACCACAUUCACACAGGGAUGAAGCCUCCAGAAUUGUCAGUAGACUAGCUGAGUUGCUGUCCAUGUUUAAUCCCAAGGUGAUUGCUCAACAAGCAGAUCAGACCUCACUGCAGCCCAGGAGUUUACUGCAAGAAGCUCAGGACCUUUCUCUUUCCCUUUCACAUCAGGUGACAGACUGGAAGCUUGUGCUGCUGUUUGUCCCUGCAGAUUUCAUGUGUGCCUGUUCAUCAAAUAUUGUUGCUGAUGUUAAAACUGUUGUGCAGGAAGUAGAAGCAGCCCUGCAAAUACUACAGAAACGGCUGCAUCGUACUUUAGUUCAUGUGGUUGUCUGGAGUGGAUAUCAUCAGGAAGACACCAGGUGUGAGUGUAUGAAAGAUGAACUCGCAAACCAACACCUAUAUAAAGCAACUCUUCUGAAAGUACUGCAGGACAACCUCAGCCAUGUCUUGAAAAAUCCAAAGUGGGACAACUGGGGUGUAGACUUCACUUCUAUGUUGCAUUCAGCCCCAGCUAUCCUUGAACCCCAGGCAGACUCUGAAGACACAUGGUCUGGCCUUGACCAGUUGACUUUUCAGCUAUGGACAAACCUGCUUCAGCCGCUGACAGGUGAGGCAGAGGUUACAGACAGCGAUAUCAUCACUAUUCCUUGUCCUACCCAGGACCAUCCUUUUCUACGGACACAGAUAAAUUCCCCUGCUCAAACAGAGGGGGAGGCUUACAGCAAUACAGCAGUUCUAGCACUGGGUACUGAGAUACCAUGCACAGACCGUAGCCCAUCUCCUACCACACCCACUUCAGUUCAUGAGCUCAAGCCUGGAGACAUCAAAGUGGUGGCUGCUGUUGGUGACUCUCUGACGGCAGCCAAUGGUGUAGGUGCGAAAUCAAAUAACAUUCUGUUACUGCUUAAUGAGUACAGAGGACUGUCGUGGAGCAUUGGUGGUGAUGAAAACAUAACCACUGUGACAACUUUGGCAAACAUCCUGAGAGAGUUUAACCCCUCCCUGACGGGAUUCUCUAAAGGAAUCAGUGGAGCGGACACUCCAGCAGCCUUUCUCAAUCAGGCUGUUCCAGGAGCAAAGAGUGGUGACAUGGUACAGCAGGCGCGCAUCCUAGUGGACAAAAUGAAAAGCGAUUCGCGAAUUGAUUUCUACAAUGACUGGAAAGUUAUCACCAUGUUCGUUGGUGGAAAUGACAUAUGUGACUACUGCACCGACAGUACCUUUUUCUCACCCAGGAAUGUGGCCCAUCGGAUCAGUGAAGCUCUAGACUUACUGCAUCGUGAAGUGCCUCGUGCUGUUGUCAAUCUGGUGGAGCUGUUUGACAUCAGAGUAUUGCGUGACCUGCACAAAGAUAAAUCUUUGGGGUGUCCAACUUGGUUUGUUAAUUUGAUUUGCUCUUGUGUGCUGAAGCCUAAAGACGGAUCAUCUGAACUCCAGAAGCUUGAUGAGUACAACAGAGGCUAUCAGGUUGCCAUGCGACAGCUCAUUGACUCUGGGCGCUAUGACACGCAUGACAACUUCACUGUGGUACUGCAGCCCUUUUUUAGAGAGCUUUCCCUCCCCAGGUUAGAGGACGGCCGGCCCGAUCGCUCUUACUUUGCACCUGACUGUUUUCAUCUCAGCCAGAAAUCUCACACACUCAUGGCUCGUGGUCUUUGGAACAAUAUGCUGGAGCCACUGGGCAACAAGACUUAUGCAAAAAACUUCACAGCUGGCAUUGAUUUGAUGUGUCCCUCUGAGACAAUCCCAUUCAUCAGGACUGCUGUUAACAGCAACUACACCUUUCCAGGCCCUCCACCCACUUCUGCUCCAGUCACAAACUGGGGGAGUGACUUCUUCUGUGCAAACACAGCGCCAUCCAGCGCUGUGCCCACUUCAGCUCACAAGGUACGACCAGCAGACAUCAAGGUAGUGGCUGCUCUGGGAGACUCUAUAACGGCCGGCUUUGGUGCUAAAGCAGAACGUCUGCUGGAGCUAAGGACUGAGUACAGAGGAGUGUCAUGGAGUAUCGGAGGGGAUGCGUCUCUUGAGACUGUCACAACAUUACCCAAUAUCCUUAAGAAGUUUAAUUCUAAUAUCAAAGGAAUGUCAAAGGGGACAGGAAAAUUGCAAACUGGCUUCAACAUGGCUGUGUCAGGAGCUAAAAUACAGCAAAUCCCAGAGCAGGUCACACGCCUGAUUGAUGCCAUUAAAGCCAACUCAGCUGUGGAUUUUCAGAAUGACUGGAAGCUUGUGACCCUUUUCAUUGGAGGGAAUGACCUGUGUCAGUACUGCAACGAUCGGGUCACAUACUCACCCAAGAACUACAGCUAUCAUAUGAUGGAAGCCUUGGACAUGCUGUACAAUGAGGUUCCCAGGACGAUUGUGAAUGUGUUGGGGAUCUUGGAAAUUGAAGGCCUUCGCAGGAUCAAAAGGAACAGUCUAGGGUGCAGUGUGUUGCAACAGUUUGUCUGCCCAUGCUUCUUGUUCCCAGGAGAGGAUUCACCAGAGCUGGCUGAAGCAAAACAAGUCAAUCGUGAAUUCCAGACUGAAACUGAAAAACUGUUGUAUGGAAGCCGCUAUGAUGGCAAAGAGGACUUUGCUGUGGUUCUCCAGCCUUUUUUUAAAAGCACCAUUGUUCCUUUGAAUGCUGAUGGCAAACCUGAUGUCACAUACUUCUCUGAGGACUGUUUCCACUUCAGUGAACGGGGACAUGCUGACAUGGCUGUAGCUCUGUGGAAUAACAUGCUAGAACCAGUGGGGGAAAAACAGACAUAUAACGUGUUUUCAAAUGACAGAAAUAGAAUCAAGUGUCCAACUGAGGAGCAACCUUACAUCUUCACACAGGUGAACAGCAUGUCUGCUUCAGUCACAACUGCACCACCCAAAACUGACAGCACAUCGCCACACACAACAGGCAAAACAGCUGCCCCGCUCACCCCAAAAUGCUCUGACAGCGUGCCGAUAUGGUUGGCUGCCUUGCUGGCUGUUCUUGGUCUUCUGAUUGGUUGGGGUGUCACCUUGCUCCUCCUUUCCUACAAAGCCAAGAAGAACAGGAAGAAGAUGAUGGCAACUACAGUGCAGAUGGCGGGCACAGCACUUUAAAUUUCUACCUGUUAUGUUUUUGCAUUGGACU
This is a messenger RNA of Archocentrus centrarchus (flier cichlid), 3370 nucleotides long. RefSeq names its product phospholipase B1 (gene plb1). The record is from RefSeq and is a predicted model, not a curated record. Bases 28 to 3339 code for a protein of 1103 amino acids. Gene Ontology annotation, biological process: phospholipid metabolic process. Lineage: Eukaryota; Metazoa; Chordata; Actinopteri; Cichliformes; Cichlidae. Gene Ontology annotation, cellular component: brush border membrane. Gene Ontology annotation, molecular function: A2-type glycerophospholipase activity; phosphatidylcholine lysophospholipase A1 activity; retinyl-palmitate esterase activity. The transcript is spliced from 43 exons.